CUAGUUUGCUGAACUUACUCAUCGAUUCCGACCGGUGGUUAAGCAUGAUCGUCGCAGCAGCGUUCAACAGUGUGGAUACGUUCUUUUUCCUCAGUGGGUUUUUCCUGUGCCUCACCGUAGCAAAACAGAAGACGAAUGGCCUGCUUAUUUUCGUCAUGGGCGUUCUUCGAAGGCUGAUCAGGAUAUGCGUACCGCUGUUUUUCAUCAUCAUGUGCUUCUGCAUACUACCGCUUUUUGUCACCGGGCCAGACACGAAAAUGUUCUUCAAGAAGCUUUACGAUGAAGUGUCUUCUGACUGGUGGCGCUAUGUACUUCACAUCAGAAACUUCUAUGAGAUAAGCCCACAGCACGUUCUUGGCCACACGUGGUACCUCUCUGCUGACUUCCAGCUCUUCGCUGUUUCGCUUCUUACGCUGACACUGAUGCGACGCCGGAAAACACUGGUCAUAGGAGCAUUUGCCCUGCUGUCUCUGUUUGGAUACGCCAUUGGAGCGUGGGCACUGGUCUCUUCUGAUGCGCUACCGUUCAUGGUAUUUCCCGGACAAACGCCUCAGAUUACAAUCGAGACCGUCCAUCAAUACUACAUACUACCUUUCUCCCACACGGUGUCUUACUUCAGCGGCUGCAUGACGUUCCUCAUCAUGGAAGACUUCAGGGACCGCAAGAUUACAAAGGCCAUGCAGGUGGCUGGCUGGUGCAUAGCUGCGAGCUGUGGACUUUGCUGCGUCUUUAUGAAGCUCGCCUGGUACAAGAGCCCGAAUCCUACCUCAAAAGCGGGAAAUUUGAUCGCCGCAUUCUCUGACCGCGCCAUGUGGUCAAUAUUUCUGGCUUGGAUCACUCUCGCGUGCUCCUCAGGCCGAGGCGGCUUUGUGGGCCAGUUCCUGUCCUGGAAUCUUUUCGUGCCACUUAGCAAGCUUUCAUUUGGCGUCUACCUCAUCCACCUGCCAUUUAUCGAGCUUCUACAACACUCCUCCAGGGAGCGUCUCUCCUGGUCGCACUUCAACCAGGUUACGAUGCUGUUCUCAGUGCUUGAUUGGAGCUUCAUCCUGUCGUACUUAUUGUACCUGGCCUGCGAGGCACCAACCGCAGUACUCGACAAACUUGUCUUUAGCAGGCUCACAGGACGUGGAAAAGCGCAGAAGCAGAAACCGCCAAAUGAAGUGAAGGGAGGCAGCAUGGGGUUAGAGAAGAAAAUGGAAGACAUGAUAUUCUCGCGGUGUUAGCAAGUUUUUUUUUCACUGUGCCUGCCGUUAUAUCUGGACUUGCUUUCAAUGUGCACAUUGAUACUAUGGAGGCGCAGACAUUCGGAUAGACUGUAACUGUGAUACGCAGACUUCUACGUCGGGUUUCAGUAUACCCGAGGGUGGCACAUCGAUGUGAUGUCUGCAUGCGUCAACCAUUAAUUAUCGGUGGAAGCAUUUCUGUUGCCAUCGUGGUCAGCGAUUCAUGGUCACCGAUGAUGCUCCCGUCGGCCACAACAUCGCCGCGCAGGCUAAAAGGCACGGCACAGGCGACAUCCGUACAACCUCUGCUGCAACGUUUGAGACAUUUAGUCGUCGCCGCGACGUAAUGACGGACGUCAGCGAUGGUCACUGCUUGGCGCAAUGUCUAGAAAAAACUCCGCUUGCGCUAUGCGAGCUGGACAGAGCUUACACAUAGCGCGCGUUAGAACCUUCAGCAGGCUCAUAGAAGUGACUGUCACAAAACUCUGCCACUUUUUCCAGUUCACUGGGUUUGAUGGCGAUGAGCAGGGUCGGAAUAUGGUAUUAGUGGUCCACAGCCUCCGUAUGCACCAAUAGAACGCGAUAUAUUUCUAUAUUACCGAAAUUUUUUUCUGACGUGCACCAUUGCUAUUCUGACACGACUGAAGAAAAAUUAAGAGGCGAUUCUACGGCUCCUUCGUCUUGGGGUUGCACUCACUCCUAACGUUGUGGAAAGAUGGCGUCAACGAUCUCCUAAAAACGUCCAGGAACAGGAAGAAAGACUUGCUUGUCCAAUCUGUCAUGGCGCAGAAAGGCCAGUCCACGCAGCGCACCUACUCUGAAGAUCUCCUGGAAAAAAAAAAAAACAUCAGAAGGCACCUUCCUAGACCGCACAUCUCACCUAGUGAUCUGGAUGUCUUCCGAGCAUGGAUGAAUGGUCUUCACGAUGACUCACUCCUCUCUUUCAUCGCGGCGUCUUGCGAUGUUGUAGGAGAUGGCGCCCAAAGCAUGUCCUGUGGCCAAUAUUUGAAUAAAGACGUUUCUACCACCGUCACCUGCGUUAGAACUAGCCGCCAAUAGAUCAGCACAUACAACUGAAGAAUAAACCUAUGAUUGUU
Messenger RNA from Dermacentor silvarum, 2320 nucleotides. RefSeq names its product nose resistant to fluoxetine protein 6. The coding region runs from base 45 to 1223 and encodes 392 amino acids. The record is from RefSeq and is a predicted model, not a curated record. The transcript has 9 exons. Gene Ontology annotation, molecular function: acyltransferase activity, transferring groups other than amino-acyl groups. Lineage: Eukaryota; Metazoa; Arthropoda; Arachnida; Ixodida; Ixodidae.